Messenger RNA from Aspergillus viridinutans, 1827 nucleotides. Its product is annotated as putative MFS sugar transporter. The transcript has a single exon. Lineage: Eukaryota; Fungi; Ascomycota; Eurotiomycetes; Eurotiales; Aspergillaceae. The coding region runs from base 1 to 1827 and encodes 608 amino acids. Gene Ontology annotation, molecular function: carbohydrate:proton symporter activity. Gene Ontology annotation, biological process: carbohydrate transport; transmembrane transport. Gene Ontology annotation, cellular component: membrane. The record is from RefSeq and is a predicted model, not a curated record.
AUGGAGUCCAGCACCACUCCCUGUUCCGAGCCGCCAUGUCCGCUUCAACAAUUGCCGAGACAGGCCACGAUCGCCCCAUCUACCCUUGACGUAAAAGGGCCUGGUUCAGAUCAUCUCGAGCAGGUACCGAGCGCCUACAAGACAUCGCAUGGUUUAUACGAUGCUUGGAGUUGCGAUACGGGUAGUAACAAUGGCCUGCUUUGGUCUAGCGCUCGGUCAUCCGAGUCUGAUCUUUUCUAUGGUCUCUCUACUCUAAUUCCCGGAUUGCGCCAGCUGGAUUCUGGAGCUCGGGCUGCAACAAAGGCCGAACGCAAAAUCACGUUCUUGGAAGGUUGCCGGCUAUACCCCAAGGCGAUGGCGUGGUCGAUGGUCGUUUCUUCGACCCUCAUCAUGGAAGGGUUCGACACUCUACUCAUAUUUUCUUUCUUCUCACUUCCUGCCUUCAAGCGACACUAUGGCGUGCCAAGCAGGAACGGCGACUAUGAAAUUCCUGCUCGCUGGCAGUUUGCUCUGUCCACGGGGGCGGAGGCAGGGGAGAUCGUUGGAUUGCUUCUGAACGGCCUGCUGGCUGACCGCGUUGGAUAUCGCAUUACUAUAUCUGCCGCUCUCGUCUUUCUAUUCCUUUGCAUACUGUUACCCUUCUUCGCAGUCAAUCUGCAGACGUUGCUUGCAGCGCAGAUCUUGUGUGGAAUCCCCUGGGGCGUCUUUCAGACGCUGACGAUCAACUACGCCGCCGAAGUGAUGCCAGUGGCCUUGCGCGCAUACCUUCUCAGCAGCAUCAAUCUAUGCUGGGUACUCGGUCAGAUCCUCGCCACGGGUGUGACUCGUUCAUUGGCCAACAACGAGUCCACGCUGUCCUUUCGCCUUCCAUUUGGGCUCCAGUGGGCGAUCGGCCUGCCCAUUUUGGUUGGCGUGAUUUUGGCUCCAGAAUCACCAUGGUGGCUGAUCCGGCACAACCGACCACAAGAGGCCAAAAGGGCAUUGUCACGGCUGACACGGAGUGGCGUCAGCGUGAAUGAGACGGCCGCCAUGUUGACACAUACCAACGAAGUCGAAAAGCAUCUGACGGGUGGCGGCGCCAUCUCAUACUUGGACUGCUUCAAACGUGUCGACCUUCGACGAACAGAGAUUACGUGCAUCGUCUGGGUCACCCAGCAAGUUUGUGGCAGCAGCCUGAUGGGCUGGUCCUCAUACUACUACAAGCAGGCCGGAUUCGACACCAGCCAGGCUUUCAGUUUAACAGUCGGGACCUUUGGCCUGGCAAUCACUGGCGGGAUAAUCUCUUGGUUCCUACUGCCCCGCGUGGGUCGCCGCACACUUUACCUUUCAGGGCUUUUGGUCAUGCUUCUCACUCUACUUGCUGCAGGGUGUGUCAGCGUAGCUUCGACAGCUCGAUGGCACUUGUGGACUCUUGGCUCUCUUCUCGUCUUCCUGACAUUCGUAUACGACAUGACCAUCGGGCCAAUAUGCUACGUGCUGGUAGCUGAGAUUCCCUCCACGCGGCUCCGUGUCAAGACCGCCGUUCUGGCCCGCGUGGCGUACAACUUGUCCGGCGUUCUCAUCAACUGGAUGACGCCGAAGAUGUUGAGUCCCGACGAGUGGGACUGGAAGGGCAAGUCUUGUUUCUUUUUUGCCGGGACUACCUUUUUGUGCUUGGUUUGGUGCUACUGGAGGCUUCCGGAAACCUUUGGCUUGAGUUAUCUUGAGAUCGACAUUCUGUUCGAGAAGAAAGCGAAAACCAGCAAGUUCCGCGAACUUCAGAACAACCUUCAAGAUCGAGGCUAUUUUGGCCUCAGUGGAGACGAGUGUCCUUUUCGCGGGUACUGA